GUAAAGUGAAAUAAAUAAUUUUUGAAUUAUUAAAACAACAUAAGAUGUCCAAAACAAUUCUAGUGACGGGAGGGGCCGGGUAUGUGGGCUCACACUGUGUACUUGAGUUUCUGCAACACAACUAUAAUGUCAUAGUUGUCGACAAUUUGGUAAAUGCAGUCAAAUUGGAAAACCAAGAAAUGCCAGAAAGUCUUAUACGAGUUGAACGACUGGCCAACAAAAAGUUAGAAAAGUAUUUGACAGGAGAUCUUAAAGAUCAACAAUUUAUAGAUGAAAUAUUUGCUAACAAUCACAUCGAUAUUGUCGUACAUUUUGCUGCACUUAAGUCGGUCGGCGAAUCGGUGGCCAAACCACUUGAAUAUUAUGAAAAUAAUGUUUCGGGAACUAUUAACUUAUUGAAGUCUAUGCGUAAGUCUAAAGUAACAAAACUUAUUUUUUCGUCGUCCGCUACGGUUUAUGGAGAUCCUGAAGUACUACCACUGGUCGAAACAUUACCAACGGGUCAAACCUGUACCAACCCUUACGGCAGAUCUAAGCAUAUGGUUGAAGUAGUUUUAAAAGACUUAUGUAAAUCAUCACCCGAAUGGUCGGUCAUGUCUUUGCGAUACUUCAAUCCAGUGGGCGCUCAUUCAUCGGGAGAUAUCGGCGAAGAUCCUCAGGAGAUACCAAACAAUUUAAUGCCAUUUGUCACACAAGUUGCAGUUGGUAUGCGACCCGAACUAAAGAUUUUUGGCGGCGACUACAACACUCCCGAUGGGACUGGAGUUAGAGAUUAUAUUCAUAUCGAGGACUUAUCUAACGGACACCUAAAAGCAUUGGAACAAAUAACUACUGAAUUGUGGAAAGACUUUCAUCCAAUCAAUUUGGGAACCGGUAGAGGAUAUUCAGUACUUGAAGUGAUCUCAACAUUUGAAUCGGCAAACGGGGUGAAAAUCCCGUACAAAAUAGUAGACCGAAGACCUGGUGAUGUCACUGAACUCUAUGCCGACGCCAAACUGGCCAAUGAAAAGCUCGGGUGGACUGCGACCAGAGAUAUGUAUGACAUGUGUGCUUCUGCCUGGAAAUGGCAGUCAAAAAAUCCUAAAGGAUAUAAACGGGACUAA
Messenger RNA from Oppia nitens, 1103 nucleotides. Its product is annotated as UDP-glucose 4-epimerase-like. Gene Ontology annotation, biological process: beta-D-galactose catabolic process via UDP-galactose, Leloir pathway. Gene Ontology annotation, cellular component: cytosol. NCBI's taxonomy places the organism in Eukaryota, Metazoa, Arthropoda, Arachnida, Sarcoptiformes, Oppiidae. Gene Ontology annotation, molecular function: UDP-glucose 4-epimerase activity. The coding region runs from base 45 to 1103 and encodes 352 amino acids. The transcript has 3 exons. The record is from RefSeq and is a predicted model, not a curated record.